This is a messenger RNA of Cebus imitator (Panamanian white-faced capuchin), 4053 nucleotides long. It is a transcript of the gene STUM, whose product is annotated as stum, mechanosensory transduction mediator homolog. The transcript has 3 exons. The record is from RefSeq and is a predicted model, not a curated record. Lineage: Eukaryota; Metazoa; Chordata; Mammalia; Primates; Cebidae. Bases 152 to 568 code for a protein of 138 amino acids.
CUCCGCGAGCAGCGCCGCGCACGGAGCAGGCGGCCGCUUGGGCUCGGCGCGGAGCCGGGAGCCCGGAGCCUGCAGCCGGCCGUCGCCUGCUCCUGUGCGCCGGGCGCCAGCCCCUGCCGCGCUGCCCGGCAGCCGGAGAGCGCGCCCCGCCAUGGAACCCUCUCACAAAGACGCCGAGACGGCGGCGGCGGCCGCAGCGGUGGCGGCGGCGGACCCCCGGGGGGCGUCCUCGUCCAGCGGGGUGGUGGUGCAGGUCCGCGAAAAGAAGGGCCCCCUGCGCGCCGCCAUCCCCUACAUGCCCUUCCCCGUGGCCGUCAUCUGCCUCUUCCUCAACACUUUCGUGCCAGGACUGGGGACAUUCGUCUCGGCCUUCACCGUGCUGUGCGGGGCCCGCACCGACCUCCCAGACAGGCACGUGUGCUGCGUCUUCUGGCUGAACAUCGCGGCAGCCCUCAUCCAAGUGCUCACAGCCAUCGUCAUGGUGGGCUGGGUCAUGAGCAUCUUCUGGGGCAUGGACAUGGUCAUCCUCGCCAGCUACAAGGAGCAGGGCAUCCCACAGCAGCUGUGAGCCCGCGGGAACUGCUGGGGAGAUCCAGGGGGCCCAGUGAGGGCUGCAUCAAGCAGCUUUGGGCACACGGACCAUUACGUGUUCUCUUCUGCCAUUUUCUGGACUGGGGGUGGAAAGGGGGUAUUUUUAAAAAUAUUAUUUAUCUUGAAAACGCAUCUGCUUUUCUCAGCAGGUUGUGAGGGCUGCCAGUCCCUCCUGCUCCAGAAAGCACUGUGGGCGCAGGCACCAGAGCACCAGAGAGUGGGGUGGAGAUGAGAACGCCCACAGGGAAGCUGGAUGCUCCAGCAGGCUCCAACCCGCCUUGCCGUGCCCACUGUCCACUGCAAGGGCAUGCCACAGCUGCUGGGCCGGGCCACACCGGGCCCUGUCUCACAAAGGGUUCAGGACUGUGGUAGACCCGUCCUCUGGGACCCCACCCACCUCAAAAUCUAGCACCUCAAGUAUUUACUGUGUGGCCUCCUGAGGGCAGCACCAGGGUGGGGGUGAGGAUGGCCAGGCUCCACCCCAGUGUGGGAAGGCCCACUAUGCCCACAGCUGGCCUGAGGCCUCCGGGAGAAGACCAGUCUCACAGGUGUCUCCUGGGCGGCCUCCCUGACUGCACCCCUCGCCUCCUUGCCACUGAAAUCGAAGGGCUAGGUGUGUUGUGACCUGUGUUUUCUUGGGAAGGAGAGGAGUGGAUCCUUCCCUGCGGUGAAACUGCCAGAAUUACCAGACGUUUAUACACAAAAUUAUUAGACUGAAGUGGGAAUGGGCAAACUAGCAGGCUUUUACCCUAUACUUAACCGCAUUUCUGGCCCACACUCCUUUUUCUGAAGUCAUUGGGGCCAGAUGUGUCUCUGAGUUGAGAAAUUUCAGAUUUGAGAAAGGCAAUGUGAUCCGUUUAUUGAAACACUUUCUAACCUUCCAGCAGAGUGUGGGUCAUCCCGCCUACUAUCAGGCACGUGACCAUUUCUGCAGAGAAACGUGACUAGUCCCAUCAAUUGGGAUCCAUACAAACUGUAAAUAGCCUCAGCUCACUUCAGUCUAAUUUUACCGCUAAGUAACUUAGGGAAAACUUACCAUUUGAGAGCUUUUGGGGUUUCAGAAUUGCAGAAAUAAUGGUAUGGGGUUGUAGACCUGGAUCUGAAAAUCCUACUUGCGGACGGAUGCGUUAGAGGGUGACAUUGUCGAUAUUAUACUGGGACUCCUUCAGGUGCCGAGGGACCCUGGGCCUCUUUAAGAAGCCCCUCUGGAAGUGAUUGAAAUAAGGCUAGAUGCCUAAUGGGGGCCUCGGGGUGGGGAGAGUCGAGCAGAAGUUGUCCAGGCUACUAUGGAUCAAGUAUCAAUCUGAAGUUAAGAGAAAGGAGAACCCAAAAUUAUACUAAGAGGAUGGACAUUUACACAUCUGUUUCAUUCCAUUUUCAUUCUAACACAGGAAACACUAACAAGUGGAACUGGCCCGAAGUCUAGCUUCUGACUCCACUUGACGUAGGGCCAUUGGGCAUGACCGUCUUUGAAGGGCUUGUUUGUCUAUCAGAGACUCCGUCAGAACUCCAUGAAGGCAGGAGAAGGGAUUUUGCUGAAUGAAAGUGCUUGGGAAGUAGUGGCCACCGUGCUGGGGGUCCCAGCCCACCUACCCCAUCCACUGGCUUUCUAAUCACAGUCCUGCCUGAGCAGCAGGGCUGGAGCACCCUGCAGACUGGACAGCUCCCGAUAUCCCUAGAGAAACAGAAGCCCCUGCAGCUACUCACUCACCCUGCCCCGACUUGACUCCCGGCCUGUCCUGCCCUGCGGCCCACCCCUUAACAUGGAUCCCUUAGCUACUCUCCCUCUUCCAUCGCUGCCUGGGGCUGGGCUGCCAUGUUGGAACACCUGACAGUGUCUGUCGCAUCCUGUCCUUUCUUCUUACCAACCCCAAUCCAGGCCUUUUGCCUUCUUCUUUCCUGUCUGAAAGUCUGUGUCUUCAACGUAUGGGAUCAGAUUUGGUUUUCUCUAAAAAGCUAGAACCUUCUGCUGUGUGCAGCGGGCAUCCUCCAGGCUGGCUGCUCGCUGCUCUCGAGGAAGCUGCAUGAGAGCGGAGCCGCCCCUCUACUCAGAUAAAAUAGCUUCAGCUGCAGGAAGCCGCCCCCUCCCAUGCCUGCCAGCCCACAGCCCUUCACCCCACAUAGCCCCCACAGUUUGCCCGACUCCCCCUGAGUGAUGACAGGUCCUGGGGGGGCCGCCCCCACACAUAGGAGGGAGAAGCUUAGUUUCCCGGCUUGGGCUGGGGGUGGCUGCUGAGGGGGUGGAGCAGAGAUAGCAAUUUAUAUUGCAUGUUUAGUGACACAAUCCAGAUGCAGGUGGGACUUUCUUGAGUGGCAGGUGUCACCCUGAGUCCUGUGUGGGAUGGCUUAAUAGAGGGGUUUGUGUGUUUGUGUGCAUGGAGGGCCACUGCACCCCCAGAUCCUCCUCUCCCCUGAGGGCUGCGUCUCUAAACCUGGGAACACAUCAGCCUCAGGAGGAGGCCCUUUUCCGGGUAACUGGUGUGUGGGAGAAGCCAAGAGGCCCCUGCCUGUCUCCUGAAUGAGGCUGUGAGGGUUGCCACGUGGGUGGCACAAGUUCAAAAUAUCCCCCCGCCCCUCUAAAUUAGACCACGGUCUCAGCACAAUCAUCUUCAGUAGAUAAGGGACGGUGGCUGAUUUACUCCAAGUAGUUCCAGCUGGCUCCUCAGACCAGGGCCAGAGUUAACGUCUCAAACAGCAGCCGGCUGAAAAUUGGGGUUCUCGUGCUGGCAAGUGCUUGGCUGACGCCCAACCCUUUGGUGACGAAGCUGGGCUUUGCCUUGGUAGUGCAGACAAGGCUGUUGGCUCAGAGGUUGCAGGGCAGGUUCGCCACUGGAAUUCAGUAGGAUGCACCCUGGCUGUGUGUAUUUUGGGCAGGAAUCCCAGGUGUGCAGAGAACGUCAGAGGCAAUGAGAUGCUCCCAGGACCCAACUGUGACACUGGGAUCAGGGUGGCCAUUCCCUUGGGCCAGAGUGAGCCGUGGGUGGCCUGGGCAUGUCCCGCGGACGGUGGAGACUGUCGAUUUGGAUGUUGAGCUCCGAGUCAGUUUAAGAAGUCAGGACCUCAGGCGGGGAGGGCUAGGGCCCCAUGGGAGCAGCAGGAGUCUGAUGGCUCCUGGCUGUGGCCCCCCGCCUGCCUGCCUAGCCUAGUAUCGGGGCUGCAGGGCAGAAGCUCUGCUACUGGGGCACUCCCCAAUCUGCCACACUACUGGCCUUCCCAAAGUAAGGAGGAGGCAGGCAGCAUGGUCCCCACCCUCAGCUGCCCCAGUCCCACACAUCCAGCCCCAGGGCUUUUUAGCUCCUGGGAGGGGAGAUACCUUUGUGAGUUUCAGAUGUCAGACCUGCAGCUCAGAGAGAGAGUAAGUCAUGUGCCCGUAAACACUCUACUCUUAAGUGGCAGGACGGGCACGUGGCCAGGUUGGGUCACCCCCACAGCCUGUGCCAUCUACGCACUCAUUACAGCACC